GCGGAUUCAGCGAUUGUCGCGCGCUGAAAACGUAUUCGUUCUUCUUACUUUCCUCAGACAAUCGUUUCUCCAUUUCGCAUUUUUCUUCUCUUUAGCUCCAUAACUUUACAUUCUUCUUUAAAAUGUACUGACAAGGUGAAUUAUGCCACGAUCUUCGGCGAUGAGUGACUCAGAAGAUAGUAAUAUUGUGGAUGAAAUAAAAGAUUUAGAAAAUGUAUUGGCAACAAUACCGGCGAAUCUUAAAUCCUCAGAAAAAUCACCGAUCGAAACAAUCCAUGAGUUUCCUCAAGUCGAUGAAAGUUUUGAAGAGUCGAAAACCCCCAAAGAUUUAACGAUUGAUAAACUUACAGCCGCUUUGAAUUUAAACAAACAAAUGAUCGAAGAAUUAAUGAAUACAAAGAAUGAGGUGAGUGCAAUUUUAGAGGAUUGUGAAGAACAGUUGCAAAUGAUAGAUCAAAAAAUAAAAAAGUAUGUUAAACAUUGGACGAACAAUUCGAAAAUUAACAUCUCUACAGCUGGCAUGCCUUAUUUUAAAGAUAAGAAUUUCUUUGCCGCUCCUAAAAAUCAUGAUGCAAAACUUAAAGCAGCUCGUGGAGAAUUGCAAAUAGCAAAUUUCCAGAAAGCUUGUAUAUGGACAAUUAAAGAUAGAAAAGUUGUAUUAAACACUGUAUAUGAUGAAGUUAUGAUGUCUGUAUUAGAAAAUUCCAAAAAUAAAGGAAUACAAGAGUCAGAGAUAGACAAUAUUAUUUCAUCUGAAGAUACAUUUAAAAGAAUGUUAAAAGCAAGAAACGUAGAUGAGAUGAUUGGUCCACUUGGGGAAAAGAAAUUUGACUGGCUUAAAAUUGCAGCCAUGAAUGUUGAUGGCAGACAUUCUGCAGAUGAAUGUUCCGUUAUGUGGAACAUUCUUUUACAUCCUGACAUUAAUAAGAGCAAAUGGACACGUACAGAAGAAUCAAGAUUAAAGAAAAUUGCAAAAUUUUACAAAUGCGAAGAUUGGGAUAAUAUAGCAAAAAAACUGAAUACUAAGCGUAGUGGAUAUCAAUGUUUUGUUAAAUAUACUUCUAUGGGAAAUCUAUUGAAGCUAACAGAACGAACAUGGACAAUGAAAGAAGAUGAAAGAUUAUGUGAUAUUGUUGCAAAAUGUAGAAUAGGUAAUUUUGUACCUUGGGCUGAAGUUAUGAGUUAUAUAAAUUUUAGACCUAAGCAACAAAUCUAUUUUCGAUGGAUGUUUAAAUUAGCACCACACUUGAAGAAAGGACGAUUUACUAAAGCAGAAUCUGAAACUUUAUUGCAAGGUGUUCACAAAUUCGGUACAAAUUUUUCUCUAAUCGCUGCACAAUUAAUGCCUGAUAGAACUUCGAUACAAUUAAAUGAUCAUUAUCAAACAUUAACGUCAAAAGGCUCUACUCAUCAUUGGACGCUUCAUGCUGAUAUGAAACUUAUUGAUUUAUAUAAGAAAAUAGGUCCAGAUUGGUCUAAAAUAGCAAAAAAUUUUAAACAUAAAAAUAGAACACAAUUGAGACAUCGAUAUACUGCUUUAUAUAAAUAUGCAUCAAAAGGUUUAUCAAUAUUUGAAAUUCCUAGAUCUAAAAAUGAAAAUUUUUCAAAAAUGGAAGAUACUGAGUUUAGUGAUAAAGAAUAUUGUAUUGAUGUUAUAGAGAAUGAUAUUGAUGACAAACUAGAUGAAUUAUUAGUAGAACAUUUUCAGAAUUUAGAUACUAUUGAAUCUUCUCAAAAUGAAAACUUUUAUUAUGAUUCUCAAAAACUUUAUAGAGACACAAGAGAAUUAUAUUCUAUCCUAGAAAGUUUACAAGUGGAUCUCCAUAUUCCAGAUAAUUUUGAUUAUCUCCCAUUAAUAGAAAUAGAUAAACAAUUGUUAUAUUCCUUGAAAACAUUCAUUAAGUCUAGGUUUGAAAAACAAAAUUGUAGUAAAGAAGUAGAAGCUUUCAAAUUAAAAAUGUUUGGUUCACAGAAUAAUGAAGAACAAAAAGAUCAUUUUAUACCACCGCUUCCUUUUGGAGCUUAUGCAGAUAUUAAAAAUCAUAAACAAACAGAGAAUAUAGAUUAUGUUUCUGAUACUGAUAAAAAAUUUGUUGUUGAUGUAAAUAUGGAAUUUAACACACCUGAAUCAAUAAUUCAUCUUAUAGGUGGCUUAGAAGAACAUAUACAAUUCAAUAAAAUUUCUACUUUAUACUGUAUUAAGAAGGAUAAAUGUGAACAGCAAGGGAUUAUUAAUAUAAACAAAAAAUCUAAUCUUCAUAAAAAUAAUGAUUUCCCUAGUUCUGAAAUAGAUGAAUCUUAUAGCCUAAAUGUAGAUAAUCAAUUAAAAUUCACACAACCAAAGAAUUAUAUUAAUAAAAAUAAUUAUUUAGUAUAUAAAGUAAAUACAACGGUUUAUGAAUCUUUUGGUGAAUCCUCCUUUUGGGUAUCACCUAUGGAUCAUAAAAAAGAAUUAGUUAAUGUAUUAGGCGUAACAAUUAAACCAAAUUAUAUAACUUUAUCAACUUAUAGGAAUUUAAUUACAUUAAAGAAUAUAUAUGAUAUUGAAAAUAUAUCUAAUAAUGCUCAAUCGAAUUAUAAAGAUAUUGAAAAAGGAUACAAAUCAGAAAAAGCAUAUGAACUAUUAAAAAGACGUCUUAUACAAUUAUUUAAAUAUCCCAUAUGUAUGUCUUAUUUAUCAAUAGAAGAAAUGAGCAAUACAACAAGAUCAUCUUUAGAGGAAUGUAAAAAUGUAGUAUGUAAUAAAAGAAAAGCAGUACAAAAAAAUAGAUUUAGAACAAAAAGAGUUAAAGAAAAAUCUCCAGAAAAAUUUAUUUGUGAUGGUGGUACAAAUAUGCCAAGCAUCGCUUGAAAAAUCUGGAGACUUUUAAGCUUAUGAUAUAAAAUCAUGGUUUUAUCAAAUGAUUUUAAUUUAUAAUGAUAGUAUUUCUAUUUUAAUUAAGUAUUAGGGAAAAUUAAACAAAAUUCUAGAUGUAUUUUUAUGCACAAACAUGAGUUUCUUAUAUUCUUGACAUCAUAAAAAAAAUUAAACAAAUUUUUCUAAAUUAAUUUUUCUAGAUAUAAUUAUGUGUAUAUUCUAAACGGUUAGAUUUAUGUAUUGAUUUUUUAUUUGUACUAAAAAUGAAUUUAUUUAUAAUAAGAACUUAAAAUAAUUGUGGUUCUAAAAUGUUGGAUAUUUCAAAAACUAAAAAAUUCAUAUACGUAUAAAUAAACGUAUAUGUAGUGGAAAUUGUAAAAACUCUGCAAAAAUAUUUAAAAUAGUAUUAUUUAUCAAUGUGAACUUAAUCGAUCGUGCCUAUUACGAAAAAAUGAAGUCAAGCCCCUUGAUCACACUGAAAUGAUGGUUUUAACAUAGAUCUAUAAAUAUAUGUACAUCUUAUAUUAAAAAUGUUAUAUUGUAUAUAAAUUUUUCAAUCGAAUGAACUGUAUACUUAAAUUUAUAUACAUUUUAUAAACAAAA
Molecule: messenger RNA, 3460 nt
Organism: Vespula vulgaris
Lineage: Eukaryota; Metazoa; Arthropoda; Insecta; Hymenoptera; Vespidae
Gene: Pbp95
Product: snRNA-activating protein complex subunit 4 homolog
Exons: 1
Coding region: 143-2851 (902 amino acids)
Source: RefSeq, a predicted model, not a curated record